CGACAACGACAUUUUUAGAAUUGAGCAUCCCUCUUUUUUUUGUUCCACUGCGGGAGUACCGACAGGUUCUCAUGUCCUUCAAUUACCAGGGCGCCCCGAUUCACAAUCCAAGUUCUCCGGACGCACUAGGACUGUCUGCCUGGUCUUUGUUUGGGAAUGCGUUGUUGGCCACGGCACUCUUCAGAUGCUGGCACAUCUUAAUCUUCUUUGGUGCUUGGUCGACUGCUAUCUGUGUGGUCAACUAUAACGGUCAUCACGUAUCAUUGCAGCCAACUCUUAUCACCGUAUUUGGUACUGUCCUUGGUUUUGUCAUUUCCUAUAGGACUACUUCCAGUUUCGAACGUUACAAUGAGGGACGAAGGCUUUGGUCACAGAUUGUGCUUGGAAGCCGUACCUUCGCUCGCACCGUGUGGCUCCACGUACCAGACAACGCGUAUCCGAGUGCUCAGGCACUCACAGACCAGCAGAAGGAGGAAUACAAAGCGAAGACUCUGAUCGAGAAGAAAUCCGUCGUAAACCUGCUCGAAGCAUUUGCCGUCGCCGUUAAGCAUUAUUUGCGUGGCGAAGACGGCAUCUACUAUGAGGAUCUGUAUUACUUGGUUAAAUUCCUUCCUAAGUAUCCGUUUCCGCCGACAAUCCCUUCCGUCGAUCUCGAUCGGACAAGUAUCACAAGUGAUGGUGUUCCUGCAUCACCACGCUCGGGGCACUUCCAUGGAUCACUCACGAGGAGAACGCCGGCUCCGGGUCAACUUCCGCUCCCGAAUACCGCUCCUACACCUUCGCUCCGGGUUGCGACGGAAAAGACGCUUCACACCGACGGGCGUCCCCAAAGGGGUGUAAAAUUUUCUACGGCCCCCGUUGACCUAUUCCCUGCUAUGAAUCCUCCCAAGUACUCGCUGCUAGAUUUAUUCCCAUUCUCGUUACUAGUCUGGAUGCUGACUAAGGAUGGGCUGCGUAAGAACGGGGCUGCUGUGAAAGGAAAAAGGGCGGCGAAACGGAGAGCUACGAUGCGCAGUCAAUAUUAUAACAUUCCUCUAGAAAUUUCAUUGUAUUUGGGUUCUUACGUCUCUGCCCUGCAAUCUCGCAAGGUUGUCGAUGCACCAACUACCACUGUUUUACUCGCUACAAUUACCCAGCUUGUAGAUGCUCUAACUGGUCUUGAAAGGAUCCUCACUACCCCAAUACCAUUUUCAUAUUCCAUUCAUUUGUGGCUAGUAACUGUUGUAUAUUGUUUGGCUUUGCCAUUCCAGGUCUGGUCAACGUUGAAAUGGGUCACGAUCCCUGCCACUGUUGUCGCGAGUUUUAUCUUCUUUGGCUUCCUCGUUGCCGGUGAGGAGAUCGAAAAUCCCUUUGGAUAUGACAAAAAUGAUCUGAACAUGGAUCACUUCGUGCACAACAUAAUACGCAGGGAACUUCACGCUAUCAUGGCGAUGCCUCCACCUGACCCUAGUGUUUGGGCGUUCUCCGAGGAGAACGACCUCCUUUUCGCGAGCUUGGAUACAGAGGAACGCGUGUCACCCUCGGAGUGGGUGCAACGGGGUAUAUCAAAGAUGCAAAAUGCGCUUAGAGUGCAGUGAUUUGGGCCUCUCAUGGCUUGUGAAAAGGGAUUUUCAUUGGACAUUAAUAUUCCAACACAAAUGAUUUAUUUCAAGACUUGCCGCAUGUGUUGUUCCUGCUGCUCCGCAUCUGCUGUUGUGCUUGAUGCUAUUCGCUCUUUGUUCGUCCGAUCUAGCACCACUGCCAUCAUGCUGGAUGACUUAGAUUGAGGGUUUUGUGCUGUACCGUGCGAAUGAGAAGUUUUGCAAAGCUUUGAAGUGCUGUAACAUGGCUCAAGCUGCCCGUAUCUCACAAUUGCUAUCUAGCUUGAUAGAAGCUCCUUGCGGUGACGAACAAGGAUAGCUUUUUUAGUACUAGUAGCAAUGAGCGCUCC
This is a messenger RNA of Suillus discolor, 1930 nucleotides long. Its product is annotated as Bestrophin, RFP-TM, chloride channel-domain-containing protein. Gene Ontology annotation, molecular function: chloride channel activity. The coding region runs from base 72 to 1577 and encodes 501 amino acids. The record is from RefSeq and is a predicted model, not a curated record. The transcript is spliced from 13 exons. Lineage: Eukaryota; Fungi; Basidiomycota; Agaricomycetes; Boletales; Suillaceae.